CCUCCCGCUAGCCGAGAAAUACGUAGUCCGCGUGUUUCUCGGCCUGCGAGACAACAGGAGCAUUCAAAAGUUGACCCUCUCCCACAUCGUCUUCGGUAGCAAGGCCAUCGAAGCGCUGGCCCAAAUGGUUCGAACGAACAGGACCAUCACGAGUCUGUCUGUACAGCUCCAGUAUAGCGGUCCCAGCAAUUGGCACCAGCUGAAGGACAUCCGCAACCGACUUGGGGAGGCCAUCCUGGCCAACCACUUCAUCAUCAACCUCUCUGUCGGUAUGGCGGACGUCAGCCGCGCCAGCAGCUAUCAGAUAAAAGAGGCCAUCAGGCGCAACAUGAUGCUUGUCACCCAAGCCAUCCGAUAUGUCCACGGUGCCAAGGGCAUGACCGAAGCGCGGGCCUUCGACACCCUUCGGUACUCGGCCUCCUUGAAGUCGACGCUGUCCAAAUACUACCACGUUGGAGAUGACGAAUCGGACCUCCUCAUCAGCGAGGCACGAGCACGUCUGGCCGCCAACUACAUCUUCUACACGGGCAUCGUCAAGAGUAAGAUCGACUGCUAUCCUCACACUCAAAGGAGAAUGAACGAAAAAACGAUCGACAUCCUUGACCCCGAAUGCCUGGCCCACGUUUGCCGCUACCUCAGCCUCGGCGACGUUGCCAGCCCGUGAGAUUCCCGGAGAAAAUCCUGUUCCUACAGCAUUUGAACUGGUGCUACUGCUUCUACUGCAGCCGGCAAAAAGAGUCGACGUGAAAUUGUGACUCGGUAUUUGGCGAACCCAAGUUUUUUCUUUGAUGUAUAAUUUCUGCUCUUAAGGCAAGUCUGAUUGAAAUCCGUGACUGUUCACUAAUAUUAACAAGCUCGUCGCCUAUCGAAACCUCCCUGUACAGCAACCGCCUUGACUCUUGGACCAUUGGAUAUUAGCUAAAUAUAAGAAUUUCCACAAAUUAGUGUCGCACUUCAAUAACUUGCACUGUGCCUCUACUUUCUUAUUUGCAGUAAUUUAAUAAUCGGCGGCUCCGCGCUAUCUUUGUGCGCAGAAAGUAUUUAAUUCCAUUACGUUUCCCACCAGUGUUCUGUCGCUUUCAUGUCGGUGUACGAUUAGCUACUUUUUCAAGCACCUUUCGAUGCACCUAGAUUUGGUGCACAUAUAUAAUUGUAAUUGCGGUGUUCAUUUUUACGCAAAUUUCUGAAUAUAUUUGAUCCCGUUGCAACAUUUCAACAUGUUCAUAAUACCCUGUAAUCAUCAGGAGUUGUUAGCCUUUAAAGCCCACGGUGAGCUUUUUAUGUUCCGAAUCAAAACAGAAACGUGAUUGUAAAUACGAUUGAAUUUCGUUUUUAUGUGAAGUUGUUACGGCUAAUA
Rhipicephalus sanguineus (brown dog tick) is the source of this 1357-nucleotide messenger RNA. RefSeq lists its product as uncharacterized. NCBI's taxonomy places the organism in Eukaryota, Metazoa, Arthropoda, Arachnida, Ixodida, Ixodidae. The record is from RefSeq and is a predicted model, not a curated record. The transcript is spliced from 2 exons. The coding region runs from base 125 to 664 and encodes 179 amino acids.